Messenger RNA from Cylindrotheca closterium, 1992 nucleotides. The record is from the annotation of a GenBank genome assembly. Lineage: Eukaryota; Bacillariophyta; Bacillariophyceae; Bacillariales; Bacillariaceae.
AUGAGUCCUGCUGCUUCCAAACCUACUACCAAAGAACCCGAACCGUUUUCGUCCUACAAGAUCAAGGUCUCGGCCACUGUCUUUCAUGUGUCGUUGGUCGUUUCCUUUGCCAUCGCCUUUGGACUGGGGCAAAUGUCCACAAACUAUGCGGAGUCGUCGUCUUCUUUAACAACUGAUGGCACCUCAGUCCUUACCAACUUGCCCGUCCCAUCCAUGCUGGAAGGAAUGAAACCAAUCGACAUGAAGGUCUAUGGUUCGGAAACAUGGAUUCAAGCCACUGAAACUGCCUGUGCGGAGAAUAAGGACGACAAAGAAGAGGAAGACGAGGAGGACGACGACUAUUCUUCGUUGGGACAGCACCUCAUGUUGGACUUCCAAUAUUUAGAUUCCAAGGUGCUGGGAGAUGCUGAAAAGUUGGCCAGCACCAUGAUUGACACUUUGAACAAGAGUGGUCUCACUGUCACCUCGUAUCAUUGCCACCGUCCUUCGGGUGUUGCUUGUCAGUGGGCUCUUGCCAACGGUCGGGCUUCUUACACUACCUGGCCGGAACAUGGACUCAUGUCAUUGGAUAUUUUCUUGAUCAAGAAUGGUGAUGACGAUCCUUUGCUGUCCAUGUCCGCGUUGCCCAACUUUGAGGAAGCCUUUUCUUUUGCGGAUCCAAAAUCCCCAAAAAAGCCAAAGGUGAACUGGCUCUUGAAACCAAGAGGCUUUGAAUCUGGAGAAGCCAGUGAAGGAGAUAUCUUGGCGUCUUCUGAUAUGGAUAUCUAUCCAUUGGGAGCUGCUGCUCGCUACAAGAAGCAUGUCGCUUCUGUCAAGUCCGUCUUCCAAACCAUUAAUGUCUUUGAUGUGUUGACGGAUGAUCGUACAUUGGACGACUACGAAAGAUCAAUUUCUGGAGACGAUUCCUAUCAAGCUCAGAACCCAGAGCUCUUUGAGCCAGACCGAAUCGUCUUUAUGGGUGGAUUGCUACAAUCUCGUCGCUUGGGAGAUGCUGCGUACCACGAAGCAUUGGUCCAUCCAGGACUAUUUGCCCAUCCCAACCCGAAACGAGUUGGUAUUAUUGGUGGAGGAGAAGGUGCCACUCUUCGAGAAAUCUUGAAGCACAACACCAUUGAUCAAGUAGUCAUGAUUGAUAUUGACAAGAUGAUUGUCGAAAUCUCGAAGGAAUACUUGCCUGGUUGGAAUAACUGUACCAACCUGGUAGGACGAGCUGAAUCUUGCUUUGAAGAUGAAAAGGCAUCCGUUUACUUGGAAGAUGCCUUCAAGUGGUUCAAGGACCGAUUCUUGGAGGGUGCAGAGCUUGAGGGCACCGAAGAGAACGACCCACAAGGUUUGACAGAGUUUGUGGCCAACUUGUAUACUGAUCCUUAUUUCUAUGAAUCAUUGUACCGUGGUUUGAACGACAACGGAAUGCUGAUUGCCCAACUUGGUGCCGCAAGAGGUCUCACUGAUCCUCCAGAGGACCACUCUGUCGAUCGAUUCCGACUGAAGUACAUUGAAGGACUGGCCAAAGCUGGAUUCACAGCGACACGAGAGUAUGCUGAGGGUGGAUGUGGAUUCGGUUCUCCAUGGCUUUUUACUGCUUCUUUCAAGCAACGCGAGGAUGAAUUCAACUGGUUUGCAAACGAUGCAGAGAUUGAUUACAAGAUUCGCACUCGCUUGACUCCAACCAUUGAUGGUAACACACCUCUGAACUACUUUGACUCGUCGUCCAUGAAGAAGUACAAAUACCCACCAAAGUCUUCGGCUGUGGUCCACUGCCGUCGUGAACCGCUUCCAAAGGGUUGUGAGCCUAUCGAAGAUUCCAGAGCUACCGACAAGGUGAGCAUUCUUCCAGCUUAUUACAAAUCUUUGGAAUCAUUUGUCGACAAGGGCAUCCUUGCUGGAUGGUACAAGGAUUUGUUCGCGUCCUACAGUGAGGAUCACCUUCGACCUGCUGGAGAUGAUUUUGCUUACAAUCCGGACGGAGACCGCCGUGUCCAUUUUGAUUGA